AUGCGAGCAGAGUUUUCAGGAAUUGUUAAGCAGCGGUUAGUCACAGUUGCAGUGUUGAUCAUUCCAUUAGAGGAUUGUGGUUACGUGAUCUAUAGUGACGCAUCGCAGAAAAAGCUCAGGUGUGUCUUGAUGCAGCAUGGAAAGGUUAUCAUAUACGCUUCUCGCCAACUCAAGGAGUACGAGAAGAACUACCCAACGUAUGACUUGGAGCUGACAGCGGUGGUGUUUGCGUUAAAAAUCUGGUUGCAUUACCUAUACGUGCCUGCAUCAGUCUCAGCAAUUGUGGUUCAGCAUAAGAUUGAGAUGGACCUGGAAAGGUUGGGUGUGGAAUUAAUGGAAGAAAAUCACCAGGCGACUAUAACUAGUCUAAUUAUCCAGCCAACCUUACAGGAGAAAAUUAAAGCCGCUCAGAUAAGAGACGUGGAGUUGAUGGAAAUUGUGGAGAAAGUAAUGAGUGAGCAGCAACCAAACUUCAAUGUUUCUGAGGAUGGAGUUCUCACAUUUCAUGUUAGAUUGUGUGUGCCUGAUGAUGCGGAGAUUAAAAAGACGAUUCUGGAGGAGACUCAUCGCUCUCUUUAUAUUGUUCAUCUUGGAAGCACGAAAAUGUAUAAAGAUCUGCAAGAAUUGUUCUAG
This is a messenger RNA of Malania oleifera, 633 nucleotides long. RefSeq lists its product as uncharacterized. The coding region runs from base 1 to 633 and encodes 210 amino acids. The record is from RefSeq and is a predicted model, not a curated record. The transcript is spliced from 2 exons. Lineage: Eukaryota; Viridiplantae; Streptophyta; Magnoliopsida; Santalales; Ximeniaceae.